GGAGGGGGGGCCGCCAUGGCGAGCGGGGCGGCCGCGCGGCCCGCGGAGGAGCCCCCGGCCCCGGCGCCGCCGCCCGCCGAGCCCCCGCCUGAGCAGAAGCCCGCGCUGCCGCUCCCGGCCCCGGCGCCGCCGCCGCCCCCGGGCCGCGAGGAGUUCUCCUUCCUGCCGCUCGUGCACGGCGUCAUCAAGUGCAUGGACAAGGACAGCCAGGAUGUCCAUCAGGUGCUGAACGAGCUGAAGACCAAAUUCCAGGAGAUGAGGAAGAUGAUCAGCACCAUGCCCGGCAUCGGCGUGAGCCCUGAGCAGCAGCAGCAGCAACUGCACAACCUGCGGGAGCAGGUCCGGACCAAGAACGAGCUGCUGCAGAAAUACAAGAGCCUCUGUAUGUUCGAGAUCCCCAAGGAAUAGAAGGGAAGCAACAGCUUCCCUGAGCCGGGACCUUCUCCCUGCUUCCCUGCUCUCCUGCCUCGUCGCUACCAAGUGGCGGCUGUUUGGGGACAGGGAGUCUGGAGAACAUGCUGUACUGUAGCACGGUGGCAGCCAUGGGUUUGCUUUGAUCUGCCCUGGGACUGUGUGUAUUGAUACCCAUCCCUGUUGUCUUUUUCCCCACUAAUGCAGGCAGACAGAAAGCCUUGCGCUCCCCCCGCCCCUCUCGCUGCAGGAGUGAAUGAGCUGGGGGUUAUCUUUUCUGUGUCGAACAGCUUCCCCCGGGCACAGGGCGUGCGUGCUGCCACUUUGCUCAGCUCCGCCUCUGCCGAAGCAGUCGAAUGCUGAGCGGAGCAUCACGAGCCCCCGGCACCUGGGACAAGAUCAUUCCUCAUGUGCGGAUGCAGUGGGGGCCUCUUGGGAGAGAGGGGCUACUUCUGUAGAGAAUGUUUUGUCCCCAUACGGAUCCCAGUAAAGAUUCCUACGCUCUGAA
Molecule: messenger RNA, 919 nt
Organism: Alligator mississippiensis (American alligator)
Lineage: Eukaryota; Metazoa; Chordata; Crocodylia; Alligatoridae
Gene: MED9
Product: mediator complex subunit 9
Exons: 2
Coding region: 16-408 (130 amino acids)
Biological process (GO): regulation of transcription by RNA polymerase II
Cellular component (GO): mediator complex
Molecular function (GO): transcription coregulator activity
Source: RefSeq, a predicted model, not a curated record